Esox lucius (northern pike) is the source of this 4556-nucleotide messenger RNA. It is a transcript of the gene fam149b1, whose product is annotated as family with sequence similarity 149 member B1. Lineage: Eukaryota; Metazoa; Chordata; Actinopteri; Esociformes; Esocidae. The record is from RefSeq and is a predicted model, not a curated record. Gene Ontology annotation, biological process: protein localization to cilium; cilium assembly. Bases 455 to 2533 code for a protein of 692 amino acids. The transcript has 16 exons.
GACAGCAUUGUUAUUGUUGUUGUGGACUUAAGCUUGCUAAUACUGUCUAGUGGUGAUGGAGGCUGUAGUAUGGGUAAAACAUUAUUGAAUGCCACUGGAGCGUAAAUGUAAUCUAUUUUACUUUUAGGCAACGGUUUACUUGUAGUAUUUCUUCAGUCGCAGAUUCGUAUUCUUUACAGUAGCUACCCUAGUUAACGUUAAGAAAUGUAAUGUUAUCAGUUUAACCAGAGUAGCAAAUUCGCUGGAAUUAGCUAAGCUAGGUCAUAACGUUACUGUAGCCUCUAUCGCUGCAAACAGGUAAUCACGUUCUACACAUUACAUCAACGCUAAAUUGUUAACUUGUUUGCUAGUGUUAUUGUGCUGUGCGUGGAUAGAAAAUGGCAAAUCUUUGCCAAAAGAGCAAGUUAAGCCAGGAAUCAGAGGGAACCACGAAAGAGGACAUUCAGGGAGGCAUAUGCCGAUAAAAACGGAGGAAAGGAGAAUGAUUUCGAGAUACACCAGGCGUCCCGUAUCCCACAGUCUUGAGAUUCGUGGCUUAUCUCGAAGCAGUCUUGACCAUCACCCUCUCCCAGAGGAGGUAGAUGAUGAAUACCUCCCCCAGCACUUACUCCAAGACCUUCAGGAAGCUGUCUCGACUUACAACAGCUCGGAGACGACGUCUGCGGGCUCCGGCCGGUCGGACUGCUUAACAGUCACCACUGGGGACACAACGCGGUCCUGGUCUGGGAUCCACAGCUACACAGGGACAGGCAUCUCUACAGAGAGGAGCUCUGUCUUUUCCUGGGGCUACGAUGAGUUUGACAAGGCCGCGUCACGACAGGUGCAGCAGAUGUUUGAGGAGAUUGACGAGGAGCUUUACGAGGGGCGCGGUGGGGAGCAUCUACGGGGGCUGCAGGACGAGUGUCAUCAGUGGGCAUUCAGGUUCCCUCAUCUACGGAUUCUGGGUAGUCAGCUGCUGUGUCCGAGUGACGAGGGCUUCCGGUGGUACUCCACCUCAGGGAAAAGUCCACCUGCCGGCAGCAUCGACGCGGCCGGACAGCAGGACAUCAGGAGAUGCGUGCCUGAAGAUAAGGACAAGAUCGGCCCCAGCACAGAUCUGUGUGUGCAAGGCAGGAAGGCUGUGCUGUCCAGGUCGUGUGUGGAAGCAGACCAAGCAGACCAAGCCCCUGGUACACCCAGUGGUCAUGACAGGUCCAGGGUGAUUGAAUCUGAAGGCCUCGUGGAGGAGUAUCUGGCCUUUGACAGCAGGGACCUGGAUGACGAGUUGGAUCUGACGGGUGUGGGAUUGGGCCAGCGGCGGUGUUGCCUGCCUCCGGUGUCUCCCUACCGCUGUCGUAGGCAGGCCGUCCUGGACCUGCUGUUUGACGAUGUGUGGCGAGAGCUGGUUGGCUGGAUGGAGGAGCUAGUCCGCAGGCACUGGGAGGGCUGUGUCUCAGAUGAAGAGAAGAAUGCCGUGAAUUUCAGUCCAUCCCAGUCAGACGCUCAGAACCGUUUCCUACUGUCCGCCCUGCCCACCCUCCUCCCCAGGCUGGGCCAGAGCAAAGUGCCCCAGCUAACAAGCCUACCAGCCCAGACCACAAAAUCAAGGGGCUCAAAGCACAAGUACAGACGGAAAUCCAAAAAGCAGACAAGGCCAUCCACUUCCAUCCGGGUUCCAGUAGGGACACCAGGGACUCAUCACAACCUCAACGACCUCAUAGUGAUCCAUGGAAUUCCCCUACAGCAGAGGAACCUAUGUGUGAUGGAGAGAGCCCAGGAUCCUGAGGAGAGGACGGCUGGCCAUCGGCCGGGCUCCAGUGUCGUACUGUCCAAGCCCCGUCCUCGCCGGGUGCUAGAGCAGAGCUCCUCUUCCCUCUCCCGCCCGCCUCAGUCGGCCCAACGGCGUAACCUGCCCCCACGCACCCUCCUUCCUUUGGCUCCCAGCCUGACGCAGUCUAGCCCUGCCGGCUCCUUGGACGGUGGCGUCCGCGGGACGCGCCUACACACGGCCAAUGAGCGCCUGGCCUCUCCUCCCAUGCCUCUGAGCAGUCACACCCUCCUUCCCCCCAUCAGCACAGGAGAAGCUGAAUCCACCCAUUCUAGACUGCCCUUCAGACCUACUCAGUGGCAUCGAGGUUCGUCCAGUCGUGCCCACAGUGCUGUGACAGAUGAGGCUGGUAGCUUGCUUCCUCGCGAUCGACUUCAUCAGCUGGAUGUGUUCUCCCGGCCGAACACCACCCACACCUACAGGUCAGACACCCCUUACCGGCGCUCUUUCACGAUGCUGGACAGCGUUGGACAAGGACGUCCUGGCAGGGCAUCUGUGGGCACAGACUCUCUGGGUAUUGGAGUGACGGGCAUCAGUAUGGGCAUUAGUAGCUCCUCCUUCCUGGACUCCUUCACCCAUCACCCCCUCGACCACUCCCCUAUCGAGGACGAGGAAGAGCCUGACAAACUUGCCCCUCCUCCAGCUCUUCCGGUGCCCGUGUCAGUCCCGUUACACUCUCACCACCGUGGGGGUUUCUCCUGCCGCAGUAGCAGACCUGGGUUGUAGCUCCUCCACCUCGCCCCACUCCGCCUCCUCCAACCAAACUGGUUUCGGCACAGCCUGGGUGCAAUGCCCUGCUGCCGCUCCCAGGGGUGCCCUCAAACAAACAUUUUAUAAGCUCACAGCAACUUUUGUACAAUGUACUUUUUGGUGGUAUUAUUUAGUGCUUUUCGUUUUUCUAUGGCCCUUCUUUUAUAUGUUGGAACUCUCAGCUUGCCUGGCUGCCAAAGACAGUAAACUGUCUCCUUCACCAAUCUGUAUGUAGGUAUUUAGUAUUUACAGUGUCCUGUAUGCACACUACAGGUAGUCGCCAAAAUAAAGGAAACACCAACAUGAAGGUGUAAUAAGGGUUUUAUGCACUGCAACCUGAAAAUAGUAGAUGUUUUUCCCUCAGACUUCCAUUCCAGCAUCACCGACUGUUUCUUAUUUAAAUUAAGAAUGUACCCUAAGCUCACUCAACAGCUACAUUUAAAUGUUGCUUUUUGUAUUGCUCAAAUGGUUAGAACAUUGUGAAAGUGGCAAAGCAGAGGAUAAUUGGUUUCUGCCCUGCUGGAACACUUUGGUACGCACAAUGGAAUGGGCGAUACUGUUGGCCGCAGCUCAUUUAUGUUGGUUUCAGUCGUGAAACAUGAGCAAGUGAAGCAGGGUUCAUCUCUGAAGCUCCUGCUGAAUGGGUCCCAACAAUCUCCCCACUUUCCAAGUCACUGAGAUCACUUCUAGCCAUUGUAGAAAAAAUUAUGUCAGAUUUAUACAAGAUGUUACUUGCUUAACCACACCUGUAGUAUCACAUGCUUUCAAUAUGCUUUAUGUCCCUCAAUUGUGUUUCCUUUAUUUUGGCAGUUAUAUAUAGUGUGAAUGUAUGUUUGUAUGUUUUAUGAAUGUAUAUUAGCAUUUAUUCUCUCUGACCUAUCGCUCAAUUAUUCUAUGCAGGGAAUGGCAAGUCCAUCCAAACAGGGAGGGGGAAAAAGCAUUUUGCACACUGACAUUCUAGGUCAGGCUGUUUUGUAUUUAAUUCAUGGACGUUACUUUUAUUUUCCCACCUAAAAAAGACAUGCACAAAACCACUGGAUUUCACAGGCGUUAACAGGAAGCAACAAGACAAGCUUUAGACAGCAACUGAAUUGGUAGGUAUUUGGUGUUUUCCUCACAAGCCGUUUAGUAAUGAGGGCUUAGUAUAAGCCACUGGAGGCAUGUGAGGGAAUAGAAGGGCUGUAUUAGUACUGACACAAUUCACCUCAUUGCAGUACAAGCCAUAUGCUGCUUCCAGCCGAAACACUAGCUAAGCCCAGGUAAUUUAAAUAGAAAUAAGCAUAGGGUAACUAGGGGACGUGUACUGGAAAGUGCCAAAAUAAAGUGAUGAACUAUUGUAAAGAUGCAACAUCUUUCAUCCAUGAGUAGUUCCUUUGGGGUUUUGCUGGCUGUGUUUAAAGCUGUCUCAGCCACUGCCCAUAAUCUCUCAUAAGUGUGCAGUUGGGCCACGGCAGCAUCAGCAGGUUGAGCAGUCUGUCCCUGGAGCUCCUGCCAAACUUGGCUCAACAACGCCCCUCUUCCAAUGCCACAGAUCUAUUCUAGCCAAGUAAAGGGCACCUAUCUGAAAGCACCUGUUUUAAAUAUACUUUGUAUCCUUCAUAUACCCAAGUGAUUACUUUAUUUUGGCAAUUACCGUCAAAAAAAUUCAAUUGCAUAAAUGUAGGCGACUCAGGUAUUUUCGGCACAAUAUUUUGGAAUAAUUGCAGUGUACUGCUGUUAUAUACAAAUAUUUUUUUUUUUUCUAAAGGGCUCAUGUUUUGAUCCAACUUGAAGUUAACUUCUACCUUGUCUGUACCUCAAGGUUUUGGGCAGAACAAGGUAGAUGUUUUCUACUUAAUAUAUGUACUGAAUCUAUUGUGUGCUGACCCAAGUUAUAAUGUCUCCCCUACUGUCACACAGGCAGAUUUCCAUUGAUCCUGGUUUAUUUGGCAAAUGUUGCAAUAAAAUGGCAAAAUCAUUUGAUAUUUUCUAAAGCCUGAAUAAAAGUUUAGCAGUUCAA